AUGGAGAAAUCUGGGCCAGGAUUCCUGGCCAAUCACACAACUCCAAAUGAUACAUCGAGCCAUUGGAGACCCACAAAGCCUACCCUACCAAGCAUGGAGGAGGUCAUCCACUCAGAGUCCCAAAUUAAACAUCUAGUGGGGUUAUUUGGCAUGGUGACCCUUAACCUUGCAGCCCUGCUUGGCAACACUGGAGUUAUUUUGGCCAUUGCCCGAGCUCCACACACGAAGAAAUAUGCAUUUGUGUGCCAUCUUUGUGCAGUGGAUUUGCUCUGUGCCAUAUUACUGAUGCCUCUUGGAAUAGUAUCGAGCUCUCCGUUCUUCAGUACUGUGACAUUUACAGUCCUGGAGUGCCAAGUCUACAUCUUUCUCAAUGUGUUUCUGGUCUGUGCCUCUAUUCUUACUGUAACUGCCAUUAGUGUGGAACGUUACUAUUACAUUGUUCAUCCUAUGCGCUAUGAGGUAAAGAUGACGAUACACUUGGCUGUUGGAGUCAUGGUAUUAAUUUGGGUGAAAUCUUUGCUUUUAGCGCUUGUUACCUUACUCGGUUGGCCAGCAUAUGGGAAUCAAAGCUCCAUUGCAGCUACCCAUUGCUCUCUGCACUGGAGUCAUAGUCGUCUCAGGAAAGUGUUUGCCAUUCUCUUCAGUAUGAUUUGUUUUCUAGUUCCUGCAGUCGUGAUUUUUGCUGUAUACUGUAGCGUCUACAAGGUGGCACGCUCAGCCGCAAGACAGCAUGUUCCCAUGGCCCCCUGGCCCUCUAAUCCAGCUAAGUGUCGCUCAGAUUCCAUUAACAGUCAGACUACCAUCAUUACUACUACACGGAGUCUGCCUCAGAGACUGUCCCCUGAGAGGGUAUUUGGAGGAGGAAAGGCUGCCCUCACACUUGUAGUCAUUGUGGGGCAGUUCCUGCUUUGCUGGCUUCCAUACUUCUGCUUCCACCUUCACAUGUCCAUCACAGCACCACUCCAGAGUCCAGGAGAUGUAGAGGAGAUUGUCACCUGGUUGGCAUACUCCUCAUUCGCAGUGAACCCAUUUUUCUAUGGACUGCUCAAUAGGCAGAUUCGAGAGGAACUCAUAAAGCUGAGGAAGUGCUGUAGAUCCAACAGACCUGUGGAAUUUGGAGGCUCUAGUCAUGAAGGCUCCAUCCAGGAGAACUUCCUGCAGUUCCUGCAGAGGACCAGCAUCAAGACUGAGACCACCAGGUCCAGCUGCGCCAAGUCCAGUCCCAGAAAUACCCUGGACCAUGGUGCCAGGAUACCUGGACAGAUCCCAGAGGAGUGACUAAGACUCUGAACAUGUGCAUUUUCUCAUGUCAUAUCAUGGUAUAAAAAACAUGGUCUCUGUUCUAGAAGUGUUACAUUUAAA
Messenger RNA from Tachysurus vachellii, 1362 nucleotides. It is a transcript of the gene gpr61l, whose product is annotated as G protein-coupled receptor 61-like. Bases 1 to 1278 code for a protein of 425 amino acids. Gene Ontology annotation, biological process: G protein-coupled receptor signaling pathway. NCBI's taxonomy places the organism in Eukaryota, Metazoa, Chordata, Actinopteri, Siluriformes, Bagridae. The transcript has a single exon. Gene Ontology annotation, molecular function: G protein-coupled receptor activity. Gene Ontology annotation, cellular component: endosome; signaling receptor complex; plasma membrane. The record is from RefSeq and is a predicted model, not a curated record.